This is a messenger RNA of Mercenaria mercenaria, 333 nucleotides long. RefSeq lists its product as uncharacterized. The transcript has 4 exons. The coding region runs from base 1 to 333 and encodes 110 amino acids. Lineage: Eukaryota; Metazoa; Mollusca; Bivalvia; Venerida; Veneridae. Gene Ontology annotation, molecular function: CoA-ligase activity. The record is from RefSeq and is a predicted model, not a curated record.
AUGACAGAGGCCUCUCUAAUGGUUACUUUAGAUUACGAUUCAUUAACAGUUGAUUCUGCUGGGCCACUGCUUGCGGACACAGAAGUAAAGUUUAUAGAUCUAGAGACCGGAAAGAGUCUAGGAUGUAACGAGACCGGAGAAGUGUGUGUUAGAGGUCCUAAAGUAAUGAAAGGCUUCCGUAACAAUGCAGCGUCCACAAAAGAAAUGAUAGACGCUGGCGGCUGGUUACACACAAGUGAUAUUGGAUAUAUUAGGGACAAUGAAUGUAUUAUGAUAACUGAUCGUUUGAAAGAGUUAAUCCAGUAUAAAGGACAACAGUAUUCACCGACUUAA